Messenger RNA from Lactuca virosa, 1595 nucleotides. The record is from the annotation of a GenBank genome assembly. NCBI's taxonomy places the organism in Eukaryota, Viridiplantae, Streptophyta, Magnoliopsida, Asterales, Asteraceae.
CUAUCAUUUAUAAAAACUAUCCUUAUUUUGAUAAAAGAAUAUACGAUUCAUGAAUUAAAGGAAAAACAUAAACUAUUCGCAAAAAUAUAAAACUAAAAACUAAAGGAAAAACAUAAACUGCAAGAACGGGUUAAUUGCUUUCCCAAUUCUGGCGUGUAGAUCGGGGGUAUAUUUGAUAAUUUGAUCAUUAGAAAAAAAAAAUGGUGAGAGGUUUGUUGAACAAGCUCGCAACUAAAUCGAUCAAUGUUGCCGGAAAAUGGCAACAACAGCAGCUCCGUCGCCUCAACAUCCACGAGUAUCAGGGAGCUGAACUGAUGGGCAAAUAUGGUAUUAAUGUUCCAAAAGGUGUUGCUGUUUCUUCUGUUGAGGAAGUUCGAAAGGCCAUACAAACAACAUUUCCCAAUGAAAAGGAGUUGGUGGUUAAGAGCCAAAUUCUUGCUGGUGGACGAGGUCUAGGAAAGUUCACAAAUGGUCUUCAGGGUGGAGUUCACAUUGUCAAAAUUGACCAGGCUGAAGAGAUAGCUGGAAAGAUGCUUGGGCAGACUCUUGUCACUAAACAAACUGGCCCCCAAGGCAAAGUUGUCAGCAAGGUUUAUUUAUGUGAAAAAGUGUCACUUGUGAACGAAAUGUACUUUGCAAUCACUCUUGAUCGUACAACUGCUGGUCCUCUUAUCAUUGCAUGCCGAGAGGGAGGAACCAGCAUUGAAGACCUUGCAGAGAAAUUCCCCGACAUGAUCAUAAAAGUACCUAUUGAUGUUUUCAAAGGAAUUACAGAUGAAGAUGCUGCCAAGGUUGUAGAUGGUCUUGCUCCUAAGGUGGCUGACAGAGAUGCUUCAAUAGAACAAGUGAAGAAGCUGUACAACCUUUUCCGUGAAUCCGAUUGCACACAGUUGGAGAUCAAUCCGAUUGCAGAGACUUCUGAUAACAAGCUGGAGGAUCCUCGUGAGGUUGCAGCUGCAAAAGCGGAUUUGAAUUAUAUUGGUUUGGAUGGAGAAAUCGGAUGCAUGGUGAAUGGUGCUGGAUUGGCAAUGGCAACCAUGGAUAUCAUAAAGUUACAUGGAGGCACACCUGCCAAUUUUCUUGAUGUAGGUGGGAAUGCUUCCGAAGGACAGGUGGUUGAAGCAUUCAAGAUCUUGACAUCAGAUGAGAAAGUCAAAGCAAUAUUGGUCAACAUUUUUGGAGGAAUAAUGAAAUGCGAUGUCAUAGCCAGUGGAAUCGUUAAUGCUGCUAAACAUGUUUCAUUGAAGGUGCCGGUUGUAGUUCGUCUUGAAGGCACAAAUGUUGAUCAAGGGAAGAGAAUUCUCAAGGAAAGCGGGAUGGCAUUGAUUACAGCAGAGGAUCUUGAUGAUGCUGCUGAAAAGGCGGUUAAAGCACUCGGAUCAUCAUAAAAUAUAUAAUAUACAACCCAAGCCCAAACCCAAUUUGAAUUUGAAUUUAUGUGGAGGUUGGUUUCUAAUUUCCAAAAUAAAUACAGCAGGCAUAUUGGUUGGAGAUGUAAUCAAAAUUUUCAUUUGUUAGAAUCACUUUUUUGUUUCACAACAUGGUAACAAAUGUUUCAACCAUUGGUUAAUUGAAAAGCUAAACCAUUCUGUUUC